CUAUGAAACUGAAGUGCUUCAUUUGAGAAUUAACAGUUCUUGAUUGCUCUCUCUAUAUAUAGAGGGUUUCAUUAGCUAUUUUAUAAUAUCAAUACAGAAAAUUAAAACUCUACUCAGUUGUUAAAAUAUGAAGAGUUUUCUAAGUGCACCAACCUUGGUAUUUCUCCUGGUGAUUGGAGUUCUUGUUUUAAAUUCCAGGCCAACCUCUUCUUGGUUAGAAGUUGAGGACCAGACAGAAUUUAGUUACAUACCUGGGAGCCCAAAUGGACCAGAAAAUUGGGGAAAACUUCAUAAAGAUUGGGCAAUAUGUAACAAUGGAACUAAACAAUCGCCAAUCGAUAUCGUUUGCAACAGGAUGAUAAGCGCGCCAUGGUUAAGGAAACUGAAGAAGUUGUACAAACCAUCAUCUGCAACCCUGACGAAUAGAGGUCAUGAUAUCGAACUCCAAUGGGAUGUUCCAGGAAGUGCUGGAUUUAUUAAGAUCUACGGUACUAUUUAUACUCUUGAUCGAGUUCAUUGGCACUCACCUUCCGAGCACACCAUCAAUGGAAAAAGGUAUGAUUUAGAACUGCAUAUGGUUCAUAAAAAUGUGCGACUCCAGAAGGUGGCUGUCGUCGCAGUUCUAUACAAGAUUUGUUCUGGAUGUACAGAUUCAUUUCUUUCUAUGCUGGAGAGCGCUAUAUGUGAAAUAUCUGCAGGCACUGAGAAAAAAGUGAGUCUAGGCCUUGUCGAUCCAAACGACAUUGAUGUUGGUAGUAGGGAAUAUUACAGAUAUAAGGGUUCUCUUACUACUCCUCCUUGUACUGAAGGUGUUAUCUGGACCAUCAAGAAACAGGUGAUGACUGUUUCGAAAGAGCAAGUAAUGUCACUCAGAAUUGCUGUUCACGAUGGUGCAAUUGGCAAUGCAAGACCAUUACAAGCGAUAAAUAACCGACACAUCCUGUAUUAUCAUCCAUGGUUUCAAACCACAUCACCGCUAUCAACAGCCGAUAUGUAGAGAGUGCUUUGUGCAAGUUUCAUUUCCGGUUUUCUUCUGAUCUUUACCUAGCUGUUGUUGUUGUUAUUGGAAUAAUCAGGUUCAAUUACUGUUCCUAGAAUUGUAAUUCAACUGUAAGGAAGUUUGGUGUAAAAUAAAUAAAGGUUAUUUAACGUUUGGUACCCA
This is a messenger RNA of Papaver somniferum (opium poppy), 1162 nucleotides long. RefSeq names its product alpha carbonic anhydrase 7-like. Lineage: Eukaryota; Viridiplantae; Streptophyta; Magnoliopsida; Ranunculales; Papaveraceae. The record is from RefSeq and is a predicted model, not a curated record. Bases 128 to 997 code for a protein of 289 amino acids. The transcript has 7 exons. Gene Ontology annotation, molecular function: carbonate dehydratase activity; zinc ion binding.